UAGAAAUUUGUUUCUAACACUUGAAAUUUCAAAAAGUAAAAUAUAAAAACAUAUUCCUUCAUAGGGCAGAGUAAAACUUAAUUUAAAAUCUUCCUUUUUUCACUUUCCCAAAAAAAUUCAAAAAUACACAUCCAUCGAUUGUUAUAACGGUCACAAACCAUAGAUUUAAACGGAACCACCUAAUUCUAACGUCGUUAUUUCACCUCUAUUUCUAAACGACAUCAUCUUGUCUAAUAACGCCGUUAAUUUCACGCCCUUUUUUAACACCACUUUCUCUCUCUAGAAAAAACAAAAACAAAAACAAAAACAAAUCAUCGUCUUCUCUGUUUAUCUAUCACUCUUACGCAGUUCACUUAUUUCCAUAUUUUGAAAUCUUCUCCAGCAAGUUUUCGCCGGCCAUUAAAAUCGAGGUACGUAUUUGAAGAGGAUACAUAUUUUUUUUGAGAUUUUUUGUUGGAGUGAGGAAUUUGCAAUGGAGAACAGAAGAAGAGGAGGUGGAGGUAAUGGAGAGGUUAAUAUAGUAUCGCCGGCUAGAACGCCGAGGUCGAUGGAUAAGUCGACGAGAGAUCUGAGGCCGGAUACGUCGAAUUCGAGUAAAAAUGAUCGAGAGAAAGGUGUAAAUGUUCAGGUUAUUGUGAGAUGCAGGCCUUUGAAUGAAGAUGAGAAGAAACUUCAGAUACCAGUUGUUAUUACUUGUAAUGAGAUCAGAAGAGAGGUUUCUGCUGCUCAAUUGAUAGCUAAUAAGCAGAUUGAUAGAACAUUUACAUUUGACAGGGUUUUUGGUCCAACAUCAAAACAAAAGGAUUUGUUUGAUCAUGCUGUACACCCUAUUGUUAAUGAAGUGCUGGAGGGUUAUAAUUGCACUAUCUUUGCCUAUGGUCAGACGGGUACGGGGAAGACGUAUACUAUGGAGGGAGGAGCUAGAAAAAAGAAUGGGGAAUUCCCAAGUGAUGCAGGGGUCAUUCCCCGAUCAGUUCGUCGAAUCUUUGACAUAUUGGAAGACCAACAAGCUGAGUACAGCAUGAAAGUCUCCUUCUUGGAGCUGUACAAUGAGGACUUAACCGAUCUUCUAGCCCCUGAGGAAUUGUCAAAGUUCGUUGAUGAUAAGUCGAAGAAGCCAUUGGCACUUAUGGAAGAUGGUAAAGGAGGCGUGUUUGUCCGAGGCUUGGAGGAAGAGAUGGUGACUACUGCAGAUGAAAUUUACAAAAUCUUAGAAAAGGGUUCAGCAAAGAGGCGUACAGCAGAGACACUGCUAAACAAACAAAGUAGUCGAUCACACUCUAUAUUCUCAAUUACAAUUCACAUCAAAGAGUUUACCCCGGAGGGCGAGGAAAUGAUUAAAUGUGGAAAGCUAAACCUUGUGGACCUUGCUGGUUCGGAGAAUAUUAAUCGGUCUGGUGCUAGGGAGGGCCGAGCAAGGGAAGCCGGAGAGAUCAACAAGAGCUUACUUACACUUGGUCGAUGCAUCAAUGCUCUAGUUGAACACUCUGGUCAUGUUCCAUUCAGAGAUAGCAAAUUAACAAGAUUAUUGAGAGAUUCCUUGGGAGGGAAGACAAAGACAUGUAUAAUUGCAACUAUAGCUCCAUCAGUUCCUUGUCUGGAGGAGACCCUUAGCACUUUGGACUAUGCAUACCGCGCAAAGAAUAUCAAGAACAAGCCAGAGGUCAACCAAAAGAUGAUGAAGUCUGCAUUGAUGAAAGAUCUGUACUAUGAGAUUGAACGGCUCAAGCAAGAGGUGUAUUCGGCAAGAGAGAAGAAUGGAAUCUAUAUCCCACGUGAUCGUUAUCUUCAAGACGAAGCAGAAAAGAAGGCUUUGACAGAAAAAGUGGAGAAAAUGGAGCUAGACAUGGAUACCAAGGACAAGCAACUAGCGGAACUUCAGGAACUCUAUAAUUGUCAGCAGCAGUUGUCUGCAGAGUUGAGUAAUAAACUCGAAAUGACACAGAGAAAGCUCGAGGAAACAGAGCAUGCAUUAUCUGAUCUUGAAGAGAAGCAUAGACAAGCAAAUGCAACAAUCAAAGAGAAGGAAUUCAUAAUAACUAAUCUCCUGAGAUCAGAGAAAGCCCUUGUUGACCGAGCAAUUGACCUACGGGCAGAACUGGAGAGUGCUGCAUCAGAUAUCUCUAGCUUAUAUGCAAAGAUUGAGCGAAAGGAUAAAAUUGAGGACGGAAAUAGGAUUCUUGUUCAGAAAUUCCAAUCUCAGUUGACGCAGCAGCUUCAAGCACUGCAUAAAUCUGUUGAUGCUUCUGUCACCCAGCAAGAAAAGCAAUUGAAAGAUAUGGAAGAUGAUAUGCAAACUUUUGUAUCAACUAAAGCAGAGGCUGCUGAGGAUUUAAGGCAACGACUUGAAAAGCUGAAAACCAUGUAUGGCUCCGGCAUCAAGGCAUUGGACAGUUUAGCUGGAGAACUAGAAGGAAAUUCAGAGUUGACAUUUGGAGAUUUGAAUUCGGAAGUAUCUAAACAUUCAUCAGCCAUUGAAGAGCUUUUUAACCAAUUUGCUAAUGAGGCUGAUGCAUUGCUGAAUGGGCUUCAAAGAGGUCUGAAUGAUCAGGAAGAGAAGAUAGUGGCAUAUGCUCAAAAGCAGAGUGAGGCACAUUCCAGAACUGUGGAGACCACUCGCUCCAUUUCUAAAGUUACGCUGAACUUUUUUAACACGUUAGACACACAUGCAUCCAAACUGACUUGUAUUGUAGACGAAGCACAAACUGUAAAUGAGCAAAAGUUAUCUGAUUUGCAAAGAAACUUUGAGGAGUGUGCUGCAAAGGAAGAGAGGGAAUUAUUAGAAAAAGUGGCAGAACUCCUUGCAGCUUCCAAUGCUAGGAAAAAGGAACUGGUUCAAGCAGCAGUAACUGGUCUUAGAGAGAGUGCAGCCUCCAGGACUAGUCAACUUCAGCAAGAAAUGUCAACUAUGCGAGAAGAUACUUCAACUGUCAAGGACAACUGGACAGUGUAUGUGGAUGUAACCGAGUCUCAGUAUCUUGAGGAUACUUUUGCUGUAGAAAAUGGAAAGAAAGGCCUUGAAGGAGUCUUGCAUAGCUGUUUGGACAAGACAAAGAUGGGAGCACAACAGUGGAAGGAUGCGCAACAAUCAUUGCUUAGCCUUGAAAAGAGCAAUAUUUCUUCGAUUGACAAAAUUGUCAAGAGAGGGAUGGAAGCUAAUCAAAGGCUCCGGACAAAGUUUUCUUCUUCUGCAUCAUCUACAAUAGAAGAUGUAGAUGUCACUAACAAGGAUCUCCUUGCCUCUGUUGACCAUUCUUUGCGACUGGACCAUGAUGCACGGGACGAUCUUGACUCUAUCAUUGCUCCUUGCUGUAAAGAUGUUAGGGAAUUGAAGAGUGGCCAUCACCAUAAGAUCGUUGAGAUCACGGACCAUGCAGGAAAAUCUCUCCUAACUGAAUAUAGGGUGGAUGAACCAACUUGCUCGACUCCAAGGAAGCGGCCAAUCAACCUACCUAGUGUGACAUCAAUAGAAGAACUUAGAACACCUGCCUUCGACGAUUUGUUGAAGUCAUUUUGGGAUCUAAAGUCUGGAAAGCAAGCAAAUGGUGAUGUAAAACAUAUAUUCGGACAAAUUGAGGGUGCUCAGUCUGUAAGAGACCCCAGGCUUCCUCUCACUACUAUCAACUAGAGUGAGGUAAGAGCACAUUUUGGAUAUUAGAUGCAUAUAUAGCAUUAUGCAGAAACAAUGUACAGUAUGUAUAUGAACCAUGUAACACCUAUUUCCUUUAUUCGUUCAUUGUUUGUUGAUUAAAUUUCAACGUGUAUUCGAGAACACAUUGUAGAAAGAGUAAAAAAUCAAGAAUCAUUGUAGUGGAAGUUUUCACGAGGAAUAUUGGUGUUUGUUUACUUUUCCUAUGGGUAAAUUUUGAAUCUCAUUUAAAUGUUGUUUCA
Molecule: messenger RNA, 3891 nt
Organism: Beta vulgaris subsp. vulgaris (sugar beet)
Lineage: Eukaryota; Viridiplantae; Streptophyta; Magnoliopsida; Caryophyllales; Amaranthaceae
Product: kinesin-like protein KIN-5D
Exons: 23
Coding region: 473-3628 (1051 amino acids)
Biological process (GO): microtubule-based movement
Molecular function (GO): microtubule binding; plus-end-directed microtubule motor activity; ATP binding
Source: RefSeq, a predicted model, not a curated record